Messenger RNA from Porites lobata, 812 nucleotides. The record is from the annotation of a GenBank genome assembly. NCBI's taxonomy places the organism in Eukaryota, Metazoa, Cnidaria, Anthozoa, Scleractinia, Poritidae.
AUGCAGGAAUGUGCCGGCGAAAAUGUGGCGGUAGAGGUGAGACAUCCCGUGUAAAAUGUUUUUGUUUCUGUUCUGAAGUUAUCGAAAUGUCUCAAGGUCUAUUACUGGGCUAUAUUUUUUAGGAAACUUUGAUACACUCCCAUGGUCAACAAUUUACUUUGCUUAGGGAACAACAAUCUCUGUAUUGAUCACCCAGUCCACUCAGUGUUGUAGAAAUAAUUUUUCUAUUUCCAAAAUUUUAGUAUUCAAUUUAGACAGCACUAGCGAUAAACCCACAGAGGAUUGCUGCCAUUGCUUGUAUGCGAAAAUCUACCCUAAAACGUUAUCUGCUGUAAAAGAUUUAUAUGAAUUGUCUAGCAAGGUGUCCUACCAAGUAAAGAAAUCAAUAUAUUAUUCUUUUUUUAUUAUUCAAGAAUAUGAUACUUAACCUGGAUGAAGAAACAGUAAGGAGGCUUGCCAUCAGAGUCCUUUCAAGGGGCAUUGGCAGUUUGGAAUUUAUCCAAAGCCAGCUGGUCGCAGAUGAUGAAAGUGAUGGUCCAAUAAUCAAUGCACAUGGAUCCCCCAUUAGACGGCUGGUAGUCAGACAAACUGAAAGUACCUCUGGGGCAAUGGGUGAAACAACCCAAGAGGUGAUCUCUGGCCCUUCCACUGGACCAUCAACACUAGACUGUUCACAUGCACCAGAAGGACCACCAACACCAGACAGGCCAAGACAUCCAGCACCACCUGUCCCCGAGUGGUGCAAGUGUGGGCAUUGUAGGCAAAUGAGCAGAGCCAUCGAGAAUUUGUGUUGUAAAAAAAAGAUUGCGUAA